AGCAACAAGCUACGAGGCUGUCAUCUAACUUGUGGUUGGUGAAUAGGCGUAGACAAAGUGAAUGGCAAUUUGUAUUGUUCGACGUCUUCCCAAGUCAGUAGCAACUUUGUGGUUUCCAACUCCGAGAAAGUCAUUUAACAGUUUUCCUUAACGGUUUUGAAUUUGAAAAGUGUGUCGGUAGUUAUACCAGCACAUGAAGAGGAUUUAGAAAACAAAUACAUUGGUUAACAUUGCUUUGAACGAAGCUAGCUAACUUUUGAACAUCCACAGAACAGCGUUGGUGUGUGACAGGAGACUCCGCUCUCCACCUGGGCUGGAGAUGGGGGAUCCCGAGCCUCCUGAGUUUGGGUCCCUGGAGGAAGAGCUGGAGUAUUGGAAGGAACAGGCUGCCAGGCACCAACAGAGUGCAGAGGAAGCCCAGGAGGAACUGCUGGAGUUUCAGCAGAUGAGUCGGGACUAUGAGGUGGAGCUGGAGCUGGAGCUCAAACAGUGUGAGGCACGAAACCGUGAGCUUCUUUUAGCCAACAACCACCUCCGCAUGGAGCUGGAAAACUACAAGGAGAAGUAUGAGACGCAGCACUCUGAGGCCUACCGGCAGAUCUCCAGCCUGGAGGGAGACCUGGCUGAGACCACCGCCGUCAGAGACCAGCUUCACAAAUACAUCAGAGAGCUGGAGCAGGCCAACGAUGACCUGGAGAGGACCAAGAGGGCGACCAUCAUGUCUCUGGAGGACUUUGAGCAGAGGAUGAACCACGUCAUAGAGAGGAACGCCUUCCUGGAGAGCGAGCUGGACGAGAAGGAGAGUCUCUUGGAGUCCGUCCAGAGGCUGAAGGACGAGGCCAGAGACCUGAGACAGGAGCUUGCGGUGCAGCAGAAACAGCAGGUACAGGACAGGAAGCCCACCCUCAGCAGUGCAAUCAAAGACCCUUCCUCCUCCGCCUCGGCUGGUCUGCCCACCCCGCCCCUCACCCCACCAGACAAACGAACCGAAGACAGAACCACGUAUUCGUCCUCUAACCAGCCCGUCCCCUCUGCCACCCCUCCAGCCAGACCUGCAGCCUCAGCAGACUCCUUCACCACCCCGCAGCCCUCUGUUUCUGCAGGUGAAAGCCUCUCGGGGACUCCUCUCACCACGUCGGCGAGAAUCUCGGCUCUAAACAUCGUCGGAGAGCUGCUGAGAAAAGUCGGGAACCUGGAGUCCAAGCUGGCGUCGUGUCGGGAAUACGUCAACGGGCAGACAGCGAGCCGCAGAGGCCACGCCGGGGGCCAGGGGCCGACGUCGGGCCACAACAGCUCCCCAGAGACCCAUCCUGCCAACGGCCUCUACAGCAAGGGGCUGGUGAAGAGGUUGGAGUUCGGAGCGGGAGCCAAGCUGCUGCUGUGAAAGG
This is a messenger RNA of Etheostoma cragini (Arkansas darter), 1388 nucleotides long. Its product is annotated as nuclear distribution protein nudE homolog 1-like. Gene Ontology annotation, cellular component: kinesin complex; kinetochore; centrosome. Gene Ontology annotation, molecular function: microtubule binding. Lineage: Eukaryota; Metazoa; Chordata; Actinopteri; Perciformes; Percidae. The record is from RefSeq and is a predicted model, not a curated record. The transcript is spliced from 9 exons. Bases 320 to 1384 code for a protein of 354 amino acids. Gene Ontology annotation, biological process: mitotic centrosome separation; centrosome localization; establishment of mitotic spindle orientation.